Cylindrotheca closterium is the source of this 1641-nucleotide messenger RNA. Lineage: Eukaryota; Bacillariophyta; Bacillariophyceae; Bacillariales; Bacillariaceae. The record is from the annotation of a GenBank genome assembly.
AUGGUUCGAAAAGGUCUAUUUGGAUAUUUGGGGCUCUGCUGCCUUGUCGGUCUCUACUUUUUUGGCAAUUCCCGAAAGUUGAAUGGUUACGGUGCUUCAAAACGGGAAACAUCACAUGACAUAUCUGCAUCUGAUUCAAAGCUAGAAUCAACACUGCAUGAUAAUUCUUCGCAGCACAAAGUCAACAUCCGGGUGUUGUAUAAUGUAUCUGAAUACACCAACGCGUCAUCAUCGUUAUCCUCAUCAGCAUCAUCAGCAAAUGCUGCAUACCCAAACCUUUUCGACGGCAAAGAGUAUACUACAACUCUGAAUCCAGCUGACCACACCAACACGUCAUCGAUGGCAUCAUAUCUUGCUAACAACCAAAGUCUUUUGGAGAACAGAGAGGAUUUCACGGAAACAAAUUCAUCUGAAUACACGACCACCACGGCAUCAUCAUCAUCAUCAUCAUCAUCGCCAUCGCCGCCACAUCACGCUAGUACUAGGAGCAUCCAAAGCAACAACUCCGCGAACAAUAUCUAUUAUCUCAAUGGCACGUAUGCUGUUGUGAACCCGUGGUAUGGCUGGCAACCAGAACCACAUGCCAUGGAUUGUUCCUGGGAAGAAUGCAAGGUGAACGAUCACACGUGCAAGUAUUGUCGGGAUUCUUGGGAGGAAUUUUAUGCGGAUGUACCCAACAUCUCCUCCAUCGAUCCUGGGAAGGAUUGGAUUCCGGAUGUCACCAUGUUGCGCCGGAUGUAUUUGGAUGGAUACGAUGCCAAUGGGAAUCCAUGGCCACCACCUUUAGACGACGAGUUGUGCCAGUUAAUGGGAAAUACAUCGAGCAAGGAGCUGUUGGACGUGGUACCGAUCACAGCGCCCCCCAUGCCAAGAAGGUCAGAACCAGAAGGGAACAGAGUUUUGUGCAUGAUCUAUACCAUGGAAAAGAAGCAUCACACUGCCAUUCGAGUGAUGCGGGAAACCUGGGCUCCGGGUUGCGAUGGUUUCCUUGCCUUUUCAACAAAGUCCGAUCCUCGGAUACCCGCAAUCAGUGUAAACCACAUGGGGCGAGAAAAGUACGGUAACAUGUGGCAAAAGGUUAUAAGCAUGAAUAUGUUUGUGGGGCAACACUACAUAUCGCAAUUUGAUUGGUUCUACAUUGGUGGUGAUGAUUUGGUAGCCUUUCCACAAAACUUGAAGAACUAUUUGGCAAGGUUCAAUUCCAGCGAAGCUCACUACAUAGGGAGACGCUUCAAAUUUGAUGAAGUCGGGUUCAAUACGGGGGGUGCGGGCUAUGCGCUUAGUCGACCGUCGCUCCAGUGUUUAGUCGAUCACAGGAUAGACUCUCGCUGCAUGCCUUGGAAAGCGUCAGCGCAAGAGGACGUCCUCACGGGCCGAUGCCUAAAACAUGCUUGCAAUAUCACUUAUACGGACACCCGAGACGAGCAACUUCGGGAGAGAUUUCAUCAUUUCGGCCCACAACUGCUGUACAUCUACAAAGGAAAAAUUCCCUGGUACAGGAAAUACAACAAGGAGUGGGGAGUAUUGUCAGGAAAAGACUGUUGUUCUCCAGAGACUAUCAACUUUCAUUACAUCAAGAAUCCAGCCACAGUACGGUUCCUCCAUCAUUACGUCCACAACUGCAACCGAACUAUACAAUGA